CUGUUGGCGCGGUCGCCGGCAGCCUCGAGCGAGUCGCGCUAGGAGCCGUGGCGCCUGUGACUGGCGGGGAGCGCGUGUCCCGAUCAAUUCCCUAGUGGCCCGCGACCAUGUCCCUGGGGCAGCGGCUGGCGCUGCUGGCUGUCCGGCUGCAGGAGCCGCAGCGGGUGGCGAGCUUCCAGCGACUGUGUGGGGUGGAGGCGCCGCUCGGCAGCCCCGCGGAGGGCGAGGAUGGGGAGAGCGAGGUUCGCGGGGCCGCGGGGAACCCUCGGCGACGGGGACAGCAGCCGGGCGCGGAGCGUAGCCCCGGCCCCGCCAAGCCCGACUGCCGUGGCGCCCCCAACGGCGUACGCAACGGGCUGCCUGCCGAGCCGGGCCCAGUCGGGCCCCGCCGCGCGGGCUCGCUGCGCCGCAACUCGCUGACGGGUGAGGAGGGCGAGCUGACGAGGGUGAGCAACUGGCCGCUCUACUACCUCUUCUGCUUCGGCACCGAGCUGGGCAACGAGCUCUUCUACAUCUUCUUCUUCCCCUUCUGGAUCUGGAACCUCGAUCCCUUUGUGGGCCGGAGGCUGGUGAUCAUCUGGGUGCUGGUCAUGUACCUGGGCCAGUGCACCAAGGACAUCAUCCGCUGGCCGCGGCCGGCCUCGCCGCCCGUCGUCAAGCUGGAGAUCUUCUACAACUCAGAGUACAGCAUGCCCUCCACGCAUGCCAUGUCCGGCACCGCCAUCCCCAUCGCCAUGGUCCUGCUCACCUACGGCCGCUGGCAGUACCCUCUUCUGUACGGGCUGAUUCUCAUUCCCUGCUGGAGUUCUCUGGUUUGCCUGAGUAGAGUCUACAUGGGAAUGCACUCCAUCCUGGAUGUCAUUGCUGGGUUCCUCUAUACCAUUUUAAUCCUGGUUGUCUUCUACCCGCUUGUGGACCUGAUUGACAACUUCAACCAAACUUACAAAUAUGCCCCGCUCAUCAUCAUCGGGCUUCACUUAGCUCUGGGCAUCUUUUCCUUCACUCUUGACACCUGGAGCACAUCCCGAGGAGACACGGCUGAGAUUCUGGGCAGUGGUGCUGGAAUUGCGUGUGGCUCUCAUGCUGCGUAUAACCUGGGUCUGUUAUUAGACCCUUCUCCACACAAAUUACCCUUAGCCAGCCCCCCUUUCACCGCCACUCUGCUUGGAAAAGCCAUAUUACGGGUCGCCAUAGGAAUGAUCUUUGUCAUGAUGGUAAGGGACAUAAUGAAGAAGAUCACCAUUCCUUUAGCCUGUAAACUCUUCAGUAUUCCGUGUGACGAUGUCCGCCAAGCGAGGCAGCACAUGGAAGUGGAGCUACCGUAUCGGUAUAUCACCUAUGGAAUGGUUGGGUUCUCCAUCACGUAUUUGGUUCCUUGCGUAUUUUCCUUCAUUGGUAUCUCGUGAUGGAGAAGUGUUGUUUAUUAUAAGAAAGGAGGCUACCAGUUAUAUCUAAAACUAUGCUCCAGGUAAAACUCGGGUCAGAGGCAUUUGCAAGAAUUUAACUUAAACAAGUAAAUUCUGCAGCCGGUGCAUUUUACCUUUGCACAUCCAGACGUUUUGGGUGGCCUGAGCUCUUUCAGCACUGAGAAGUGAUACGGCCAUUUAGAAUGUUCACAAAAUGUUUGGAGAGUUCUGUGCUGUUACAAAUUGUAGUUAUAUAUAAUAUAUAUUAAGGUAUGCAGUGUGCAAAUGUGUAUCUAGUAUGUAUUAUAUAUAUAAUUAUUUACCUAAGAACUGUGGGGUGUGUUGAAAAAUCAAUAACAGUAUGCAGUUGUGCCUGCAUUUUGGGGAUUAAUGCAGGCAGGUUGUUAUUAACAAAUGGGUUUACCGUUGAUUUCCUAUGGGAGCCAUUUCCUAGUUGAAUUGAUAACUACCAGACAGAAUCCACAUGCUACCACAUCCUGAUUUACCGCCUCUUUUACACUGCCAUCCCCUUCCAUGUUAUCCAUGAUGUUGAACAUGGGAGGCAUUUUUAAUGGACCAAGUUUUGGGGAAAAUGUGUUUUUUGGAUUUAUUUCUUUCUUUCUUUUUUAAAGUUCUGUACACUGUGUUGAAUGUACUUUUUUUUUUUCCCUCAACUGUUUUGGUUGUCAGUUUAAGAAUUCAGGUACCGGAUUUUAUUGCUUGCUAACUGUGCCUUUCCUUUGCUGAAUUCAGAGACACCAUGUAUACUGUGAUGUAAAAGUAAGACUCUAAUUCUAUCUUAAGCUACAUAAUCAGGCAAAUAUUUUAAAAAUAUAUAUCAAACUAACACAUAGAAGUAAAUGACCCAUAACUCUUCAGUGUUUUUAAGAAGAAAUGUGGAAUAGCUAAAUUUUCUCACUAAUUUAUUGGAAAGUUAAAUGGAUACGUAUUUCCACUUUUGUAGGUAUUUUUCUGCGUGUUGCAAGUUAUAGGAACAAUAUAUAUCUUGAUUGUUUAUAAUACAGGUAAAUAUUUCCUGUGAGUGGAAAUGCAACUGAAAUUUAUAGAUGAGAAAAUGUACACCGUUUCUAUGUAAAGAAGCCAUUUUUUAAAUUAUUUGGCAAGGAUUGGGUUUCCCGCUGUUAAC
Molecule: messenger RNA, 2553 nt
Organism: Peromyscus maniculatus bairdii (prairie deer mouse)
Lineage: Eukaryota; Metazoa; Chordata; Mammalia; Rodentia; Cricetidae
Gene: Sgpp1
Product: sphingosine-1-phosphate phosphatase 1
Biological process (GO): sphingosine metabolic process
Cellular component (GO): endoplasmic reticulum membrane
Molecular function (GO): sphingosine-1-phosphate phosphatase activity
Source: RefSeq, a predicted model, not a curated record